AUUCGAUAAUUGCAGUAUGGAUAAAAACGAAGACAAUAAAGAAAAUAAGGGAACUGAAGUGAAGAAAUACUCAGCGAAACGAUGUUUUGGCAGAAAACCACAACGAUACAGCAAUGCAGUAAUCGCCUCUGAAGUUGAAGACUUUGUUCGCGAAGUAGUCGAAGCUGUUGCCUAUAUUGUCGAUCAUCGGAAAGCUUUGUCUAGACGUAAAAAAUAUGCUGUUGAUGAGGUAUUUGAAAUAAGUGAUACAGACUCUAGCAAAAACGAGGCAUAUGGAAAUGUAUCUGCUCACAGAUAUCAAAAAAUAAAGGUAAAGCAAUUGACUGAACAAGAAAAAAGGAUGAGAGGACGAAGGAGGAUUGCCACAGAAAUGAUGAAAAACCGCGAAGCUGCUGUAGGAGAGAAAAGGCGGAAAAAAGAAGAGGCGCAGAAGGCAAGGGAAAGGCUAAAAAAAGAACAAGAAGAAGCAAAGCAAAAAAAGCGCAGAAAGGAUCUGCAGAGGAAGGAACAGAGGAAAAAAGAGGAAGAAGAAAAAAAAGAGCGACGAAGAAUAGAAGAAGAAAUUAGAAAACAAAAAAAGGAGAAAGAAGAGGAGGAACGUAAAAAGAAGCGAAAAGAAGAAGAAGAGAGACGCGAAAAGAGAAGGAAAGAGGAAGAGGCGGUACAGCUCAAGAAGAAACGCGAAUCGGAUCGUUUUCUUUCAUUUUUUGAUAAGAAACGAAAGACAGAAAAAGAUUCUGAUGCAGUGCAAACGGCAUCAGUGCUUAAUAUCUUACCGUUUUUUUGCAAACAAGGAGUGUCACUUGCACCGAUGUUUCGACGGAGACCAUUACCAAAAGAAGUUCAUGACAGUUUGUUGAUGGAAAUACGGCCAGUUGAAAGGCCGUAUCUGUCAACUGUUAAACCUCGUAAAACUGAGAAAGUAAAGCUAAAUCGAGCCAAAUUGUUUCAAUUUCACGAUAAUUGGAGGCCUCCUUAUUACGGAACAUGGAGAAAACGAAGCACUAUUAUAACUGGCAGAAGACCUUUCGCCAAGGAUACGAAGGUAUUAGACUAUGAAGUGGAUUCGGACGAGGAGUGGGAAAUUCCAGAAGGUGAUGAUUGCGAUGAAAGCACAGUGAGUGAAGAUGAGGAGGAGGAUUCCGAUCAUUCGAGCGAUAGUGAUAGUUUUAUUGUACAGCACGGAUAUUUAUCAGAAGGUGAGGGUGAAGAUGAACAAGAUCGUCUUGAACCUCGUGAAGACUCUAGUAAACGUGCAGAACGUCUCCGAGCUGUGGCGAAUGAAUGGGAGCAUAAUUUGGAACAAAAAUCGAAAAGGUUUAACAAACCCUUAAUUCCACUUUUAUGGGGCCCACACUUUGAGCUACCCGCAAAAGGUGUUCCUGAGGAUGUGGAACAAGCUGUAUUUUUCAAAUAUUCGGAUGACGAUGAUAAUGUUGAAAGUGAUUACGGUGGUAAUAAUGAUGAUGAUAACAGCAGUAAUAGUUGUCAUGAUGACGACAUCUACAUCGAAGACUGAGGGUCAAUCGUUUAUAAGUUCAGAUGUUUUAUAGAAAUGCUAAUUGUUUUCAACGUUUUUAUGAGUAAUUAUAUCAGAGAUCUUGUCAAAUUAAUUACCUUUAGGAUCUAAUAUGCUUUAUGAAGAAGAUAUUUAUGAACGAAUCAGAAAAGAAAUGAAAAAAAAUAGUACACAUAUAUUAGAG
Molecule: messenger RNA, 1703 nt
Organism: Loa loa (African eye worm)
Lineage: Eukaryota; Metazoa; Nematoda; Chromadorea; Rhabditida; Onchocercidae
Exons: 11
Coding region: 17-1519 (500 amino acids)
Biological process (GO): nucleosome assembly
Cellular component (GO): nucleus; CAF-1 complex
Source: RefSeq, a predicted model, not a curated record